Messenger RNA from Amoebophrya sp. A25, 758 nucleotides. Lineage: Eukaryota; Dinophyceae; Syndiniales; Amoebophryaceae. The record is from the annotation of a GenBank genome assembly.
GUCUAUGUAGGCAACACCAUCAUCUUCACCACGACGCUAAAAAAAUGAAAAAGUACGCUUUUUUAGAUAUCAUGCUAUUUUGAUCUACAUCUACAUAACCGCAUUUGCUGAAGAAUGAUGUCAAAAUUUUCACGAUGCAUCUUCUGAAUGACUGUGAACUGAAUCUGAAUUUGAACUUAAGAACAGAAAUGGUCGCUUUCAGCAUCGCCACGAUUUACCAGGAUUCUUCCCCAACCUCUAGAUUGCAACUCAUUGGAACGAUUGUGGAUUUGAGUUCCAAGAACCCAUCUUGUAGGAGAACAAAAACAAAAAGAUCUUCGAUGUGAUACGGCAACUACUGUGUAUCUAUAACGACUUUUAGUAUUUAUAAUCUAUGCUUCUGCAUCUGCUCUGUUGAAGUUGAUUCCUCGAGUAUCAUUAAAUUACAAUUCCAUUCCAUUGACUAUUCGUAUUCCUUGUCCCUCUUUCGAAAUUUCCGUGGGUAGUUGGUUCUAUCAGCUGUUGCUGCCAUGCUUUGCUUCUGUGUUAACAUCUAACAGAACAGAGCUACGUUAGCUUUGCUUCUGUGUUAACAUCUAACAGAACAGAACUAUUGGAGGUUUCGACAGCAUUGCUCGUGGAGCGAGGAAAACAACAUGAACUUCAGCAUGAAGAUUCAUAACGUGUCCUCACCAUUUCCAUUUGCACGACAUCACGCGGCAACAAGUCUAGCAUUUGCCUAAGCAUCAAAAGUUAAAAAAUUUGGAUUCUCCAGGACG